GAUCAUGGGGGUGUGACGUCAUUUUUGUCAUACGAGACUCAAAAACAGUCGAAAAUAUUGAGAAAUGUGCAAAUGAUUUGGCAUUUCGGGUUCCAAAACUUGUAAGUGGGUUGACGAAAUGUCGGGGAAGGCCAAACUUCUAAAGGUCGUGCUGCUAGGCGACGGAGGGGUGGGCAAGAGUUCGCUAAUGAACCGAUUUGUUAGCAACAAGUUUGACGCUCAGUCCUUCCACACAAUAGGGGUGGAAUUUCUGAAUAAAGAUGUGGUGGUUGAUAACGAGACGUACACCAUGCAAAUAUGGGAUACCGCAGGGCAAGAACGCUUUAAAUCGUUGCGUACGCCAUUUUAUCGUGGGGCUGAUUGCUGUUUGUUAACAUUCGCAGUGGAUGAUAUCCAGAGUUUUAAAAACUUGUCCAUGUGGAAAAAAGAGUUCUUGUACUACGCAGAUAUACAAGACGGAAAUAUGUUUCCUUUUGUUAUACUUGGAAAUAAGGUAGACAUAGAAAACCGUGUAGUUAACGAAGAAAUGGUUCGAGACUGGUGUAACCAGAAUGGCAGGUGUCCAUAUUACGAAACCAGUGCCAAAGACGCUACUAAUGUUGACAAUGCAUUUAAGGCGGCAGUAGAAAGGUUAAAAGAACUUGAAGAACAGCUGGAUGCAAAGACGCAACAACAUGGGACCACUGUCGAUCUUCGUAAAAAGGCCAAACAAUCUGGUGGCUGCUGCAAUUGAUUUGUACUUGUGUUGUUAGGUUUUGUCGUCGUUGUCUUUUUUCAUCCAUAUUAAUACUAAUUAAACCUAUCAUGUAUAUAUACCGUUCGGUAUGUGAAUGUGUAUUUUAACAUAAACCUAACUAUCUUAUAACAGUUACUCAGAUUGAAAACUGCCUAACUCAAAUUGGCCAUCGAUUACCGCCAUGUGACGGAAUGGAUUGGAUAAUGCACCCCAUUCAAGAAUUCAUUAUUUGUUGAAUAAAUGAAGCUUUUCAUUUUUAACUUUUUCUUGUGAGAAAAAAUAAAAGAAAAAUAAUAAUAAAGGUAGUGAUAGCAAAGUGGAAGCAUUUUAGAAAAGUUUUUAUGUACCACCCCAUGAAGCUUACUUUGUAAUAUACCGGUAGUACUUAUAACAUCCUAAUGGUGAAUUUAAAAUAUUGCGAUAGUUUUUAGCUCGACUAUUCGAAGUUUAAGGAGAGCUAUACUACUCACCCUGGCGUCGGCGUCGGCCUCACACCUUGGGUAAGGUUCUGCAUGUAAGCACACAUAGGUUAAUAUCUCAGCAGCUACUUGAGGUAUUGCAUCGAGACUUUAAACAAUGGUACUCAACCAUCCAACCUACUUAAUUAACCAAGUUAGAUAACUUUAGUUUGCAUUUAAUGCAAAUAAUUGCUCUUUAUUAUUCGACUUAGAAAUUCUGGUUAAGGUUUUGCGUGCAAGCACACAUAGGUUAAUAUCUCAGCAGCUACUUGAGGUAUUGCAUCGAGACUUUAAACAAUGGUACUCAACCAUCCAACCUACUUAAUUAACCAAGUUAGAUAACUUUAGUUUGCAUUUAAUGCAAAUAAUUGCUCUUUAUUAUUCGACUUAGAAAUUCUGGUUAAGGUUUUGCGUGCAAGCACACAUAGGUUUAUAUCUUAGCAACAACUUGAGGUAUUGCAUUGAGACUUCAUACAAUGGUACUCAACCAUCCAACCUACUUAAUUAACCAACAUGUCCAAGUGAGAUAACUCUAGUUUGCAUUUAAUGCAAAUAAUUGCCCUUUAUUAUUCGACUAAGAAAUUCUGGUUAAGAUUUUGCACAUCAUGUAUUGCAUUGAAAUCUAAUCUUACAGUGAUCCAUGCAUGUUUUGUCAAAACUUUUCAAUCCUUACACUGAAAAGUGGCAGGAUAGUCGAGCGCACUGUCUCUGUGACAGCUCUUGUUUACUUUACUAUUCAAAAUUAUUGAAUUGACUUGUUAAAUACAUCCUUUAUAAGUGGUUAUAAAUCAAAUCAUUGAAAUACAGAGAACAUCCUGGCAUAAAGAGAUGGUUUUUGAUUGUUAUGUAUGAUUUUUUAUCACUAAGGCCAUAAAAAAAUACUGUAUGUUUCCAACUUCACAGCCAGAUUUGAACCGUCAGGGGCUGUGCCAUUGUAUGUCCAUUUUCAUCUUGUCCAUCAAGGCAGUAAGCUCUCCCACCAUUUUGGGAAAGUGUUCAGGACCUUUCUGACUGGGGAAAAAUGUGCCAAUUUAACUUAAUAAUGUAUUUUCAACUUUUCAUAGAAAUUAGCAAGCACAUUAAAGAACAUAUCAAUUCUUUCAUACUAAAACUUUUUUUGGUGUGCAAUUUCUCGCUGAAAAUGUUUUCGAUCUUUUCUUUUUUUGCUCAAAUGGGAGGCACAUGGUAAUUGGCUGUCUCUCCCCAUGGUUUCAAUAAUUUUUGAACACUUGGGUACAGGGACCUCAAACGUAGUAGGCAGACUGGCCAUGACCAGCAUAUGAACCCUAUUGAUUUUGAGGUCAGUGGGUCAAAGGUCAGGAGACCUUAGCUUUAAACAUCUGUUUUGCAUUCAAUGACUCUAGAAGGCUGGGGCCAAAGGUCCACAAACUUGGCAGGCAGUUUGAACACUACCAGUGGAUAUUGAAGACAGUGGAUACCAGGAUUCAAUACAGUUAAUAUGAUGAAACCAUUUACCUUCAGCAUUCACUUAAAACUAUCCAGUGCUAGAUUUUUUUUCAUUCUCUUGAACAUAAAAGUUAAAAACCAUUUUUUUUCUAUGGUUGAAUUGAAUCCUUGCAAAAAAAGACAUGUGUUGACUUCCACUCCAUCUUGCAGUGACUUAUCAACAUCGUGUUCAUACUUUGCUCUUUACAGUUGUUAGCAAUCAAUAUUUCCAAACUGCAUGGGAAGGUUGUCAUAAGCAUGUUAUGUACUAAAGGCUAUCUGUCCAUGUAAGGCUCAAGCCCAAAUACUAACGGCUAUCGAGGCCUUCCAGGUGCAUUUGUCACAUUGCUGUGACAGUUUUUCUUUUCUUAAAGAGACAAUUUUCCUAGUCUCUAUGCCUGUUUAAUGACUAAACUAUAUGUAUGAUAGCAAUACUCAAUUUAAUUAGGUACAAUUGUUCCGGUUGAGUUAUGUGUUUGAAAAAUCUCUACAGUUUUACAUUCAAAGUAUUGUUUAAAUACAAUCAGUAAGAGAUUGCUACAGAACAUUAUUUUACAAUUUCAGCUAUUUAAUUGAUUUAAACAAAUUUUGAAAAAAACACAAUCACUUUACAUAAAACUGAGAAAUUACUCUUUUCUAGGAAAUGUUCAAUUGAAUUGGCUAGAUUUAUUUAUUAUACCAAGUACAUGUAGCUAUUGUAUGUGAAUUGCUUUAUUGAAGCUUCCAUACUUGGA
This is a messenger RNA of Mya arenaria, 3374 nucleotides long. RefSeq names its product ras-related protein Rab-9A-like. Bases 119 to 733 code for a protein of 204 amino acids. The record is from RefSeq and is a predicted model, not a curated record. NCBI's taxonomy places the organism in Eukaryota, Metazoa, Mollusca, Bivalvia, Myida, Myidae. Gene Ontology annotation, molecular function: GTP binding; GTPase activity. Gene Ontology annotation, biological process: retrograde transport, endosome to Golgi. The transcript has 2 exons. Gene Ontology annotation, cellular component: lysosome; phagocytic vesicle; late endosome.